AUGCCCCACGGGGCAAUUUCCAGUGACAGGCAGCAGUUGCGCAGCUUUCCUGGAAGCAGGGAAGCAGGACUCAGCCAGGACAGCGGCACGGAGGGGAAGGCGUGGUUCUCCUACCGAGGGUCUCAGUCCUGCAGUCCUCAGCGGCAGCGGGACUUGGAUCCUGAAGGUGUGGCUCACCCCAUCUCUCGAGAGUGCCACCAGGGCCUGGGGCUGUUUGUCAAGAAUCCUAUCCCUGAAGCCCAGCCUAUCUGCCACCUGGGAGGUGAUGCAAGGGCCGGCAAGAUCUCCUGGGCACACGAGGCUCGUGCUUUCCAGACUCUGGGGACUCCAGGCAGCUGGGCCCAGCUAAAAGGGGGCCGCCACCUCUGCCCCUGGUGCUCUGCACAGCAGCUCCAGUGCCACUGUGCAGUGCCCUCUCAGCUGGCCACAGACAUGACGGAGAAGUGCCUGAUGGCCAAGCAGAUCAAGGAGUACAAGGGGGUCUUUGAGAUGUUCAAUGAGGAGGGCAAUGGGGCUGUGAAAACGGGUGAGCUAAGGCACCUCAUGAGCCUGUUGGGCAUCAACCGCACCAAGAGCGAGCUGGUCUCCAUGGCCAAAGAUGUAGACAGAGACCAUAAAGGCUUCUUCAACUGCGACAGCUUCCCGGCUCUGAUGGGGAUUUACUCAGAGAAGGCCCAAAACCAGGAGAGCAAGCUGAGGGCAGCCUUUUGCGUCUUUGACAAAGAGGGCAAGGGCUACGUCGACUAGGACACGCUCAAGUAUGUACUCAUGAACGCGGGCGAGCCCCUCAACGAGGUGGAGGCCGAGCAGAUAAAGGAGGCCGAAGAUGGGGACAGGACCAUCGACCCUGAGGUGUUUGUGGCCAUGAUGACCCGAGAGUCCUUCAAACUGGUUCAGUAG
This is a messenger RNA of Diceros bicornis minor, 900 nucleotides long. It is a transcript of the gene CALML6, whose product is annotated as calmodulin like 6. Gene Ontology annotation, cellular component: myosin II complex. Gene Ontology annotation, molecular function: calcium ion binding. Lineage: Eukaryota; Metazoa; Chordata; Mammalia; Perissodactyla; Rhinocerotidae. The record is from RefSeq and is a predicted model, not a curated record.